Messenger RNA from Protobothrops mucrosquamatus (brown spotted pit viper), 3004 nucleotides. Its product is annotated as GPI ethanolamine phosphate transferase 2. The transcript has 12 exons. Gene Ontology annotation, biological process: GPI anchor biosynthetic process. The coding region runs from base 7 to 2616 and encodes 869 amino acids. NCBI's taxonomy places the organism in Eukaryota, Metazoa, Chordata, Lepidosauria, Squamata, Viperidae. The record is from RefSeq and is a predicted model, not a curated record. Gene Ontology annotation, cellular component: endoplasmic reticulum membrane.
GUCACUAUGCCUCGAAUUAAAGCACUUAUGACUGGUAGCAUCCCAGGUUUCAUUGAUAUAAUCAUGAACCUUAACUCUCCAGCCUUGAUGGAAGACAACUUAAUAUGGCAGGCCAAAGUUGCUGGGAAAAGAAUAAUAUUCUAUGGUGAUGAUACAUGGAUUAGGCUGUUUCCAAAGCAUUUUGUUGAAUAUGAUGGGACAACAUCUUUUUUUGUCUCAGACUACACUGAGGUUGACAACAAUGUUACUAGACAUUUGAAUAAUGUACUGAAAAGAGAAGACUGGGAUAUACUCAUUCUUCAUUAUUUAGGAUUGGAUCAUAUUGGUCAUCUGGCUGGACCAAACAGUCCUUUGAUAGGACCAAAGCUUUCUGAAAUGGAUGACAUUAUCUCAAAGAUUCAUAAGUCUCUGCUUUCCAAGGAACGGGAGAAAAGAACUUUGCCCAAUUUACUUGUUGUUUGUGGUGACCAUGGCAUGUCUGAAACAGGAAAUCAUGGUGGUUCCUCAGAAAGUGAAAUUCGCACCCCCCUGCUUUUCGUGAGCUCUGCUUUUCUAAGGACAGGUGGUCCCCGAAGACAUCCGGAACUUAUCCAACAGACUGAUAUAGCGGUCACCUUAGCAUUAGGGCUUGGCUUGCCAAUUUCAAGAAACAGCGUUGGGAAGCUUCUGUCCCCUGUGAUAGAGUGGAAGACAGCUAGAGAACAGCUACGGUACUUGCAUUUGAAUGGUUUCCAACUCGGUAAACUUCUUCAAGAGAAUGUCCCUACAUAUACGAAAGACCCUGGAUUUGAAAUGUUUGUGAAGGCAGAAAAAGCUCAUGGGAAUUGGAUUCAAUACUAUUUGGAGGGCAGUAGUACACAAGUUGUCAUGAAUUUGAGCAAAAAAAUCAUAAAACAGUAUUUGGAAGCUCUCAAGAUCCUGAGCUCGUCUUUAAGCAAGCAAGUGGCCCAGUAUGAUGUCUAUUCAAUGAUAACAGGAACGAUGAUUAUUCUGGAGGUGCUGUUCUUGCUCUUAUUGAGCCUUCCAAAAGCCCUGAGCAGCAGAGCUGAAUUUGAGAUGCCUCACUCUUCCUUGUGUUCUCUGAUGUUCUACUUGAUGUGCCUAAUAUGGAGUGCCAUUCAUGUAGUUGUCUGCACCUCCACAGAAAGCUUAUGCUAUUUUUGCAGCAUUCCCUGGCUUAUAGCAGCUGGAAUUAUCAUGCUGGCUUCGGGGCUUUUUUGGGUCAUAAUUUCUCUUCUGGAAGCACGGGUAAUAAAUUCAAGACAACCAUUGAAGAAUCCAGCUGCUGCUCCUUCCAGCUGGUCUGAAUUAGAUGUGCUGAUCCUGGCAGGCACCAUUGGCCAUAUUUCAAGUCUGGGUGCUAGCAGCUUUAUUGAAGAAGAACACCAAACCUGGUAUUUCCUGGUCAAUACCCUUUGCCUUGCCCUCUGCCAAGAAAUCUGUAGACAUUAUUUCUUGACAAAGGACGGUGAUCUGCAGAUCCUCCCAACGGGUAAGGCAAAGGCUGAAGAAAUGGAAGAAACGCCUUCCCACUACAGAAGUGAUAUUGAAAUGACAGAGGAUGAUCUGAAGAUGGGCAGAGGGGCCAACCCUGUAAGCAUAAAUAACUUCGAGAAGUGGAUGGCUUUAGCAACUCCCUGGCUCAUCCUUAUCAUCUGUAGAGUGCUUCGUUCAUUGAAUCAAACUGGAGUCCAGUGGGCGCAUAGACCAGAUUUUGGACAUUGGCUGACAAGCUCUGAACACAAAGCUGAACUUUCUCUUCUGGCAUCAGUGUCUCUAGUUAUGAUCCUUGUACUUGUUCAUCGAAGAUGUUCUUUGGUUUCGAAAAUAGCAAUGGCACUUGGACUCUUGGGAGUGUACAGUUACCGGGCAGCGAUAGGAAAUGUGGAAUUUCCAUGGCAACGAGACAGAAAAGAUAUUUCAAAGGGCAUAAUUGAAGCACGUUUUGUUUACAUCUUUGUUCUUGGCAUCAUCUUCACAGGCACAAAAGAUUUAUUCAAAUCUCUAUUUUUUUCAACGGAUACUAAGAUCAAGUUUACAGGUUUAUGGGAAAUCUACAGUGGGCUGGUUCUGCUAUCAGCUCUCUUGUUCAGACCUCAUAACUUGCCAGUUUUGGUCUUGUGCCUAUUCGUUCAAACCAUGAUGAGAAACUACAUCUGGAAGCCACUGGAUUUUGAUGCUGCUCAAGUUACUAUCAUGCAUUAUUGGUUUGGACAAGCAUUUUUCUUUUUCCAGGGGAAUUCAAACGGCAUUGCUUCUGUGGAUGUUUCAGCUGGCUUUGUUGGGCUAAACGACUAUGUAGAAAUUCCUGCCAUUUUUCUUACUGCACUUGCAACAUACUCGGGCCCCCUGCUAUGGGCCAUUCAUCUGUUGUGUUAUUUGAGUUCUGAAGUGGACAGGAAUCCUGCAGCGAUUGGGCAUGGCUGUUUCUGUUACGCCCUGUUGCGUUCCAUCCCAGUUGCGGUAUAUAUUAUUCUGAUCACGGGACUGCGAUACCAUCUCUUUAUCUGGAGCGUCUUUUCACCGAAACUUCUCUAUGAGGGAGUACACACUUUCAUCACAGCAGCUGUGUGCGCUUUCUUUACAGCGGUGGAUCACCAGCGGCGCAGAGACUGAAAUCACUGGCCAGGCAGAAUUUUACCAUGCUUAAUUUCUAAUUAGGGACUGAGGUUUUACAGUGGAAUGAACAUUCUUGCUGCUAGACUCCCAAUGAACUCCAGAAAUUAGUUUUUGAUUUUCCCCCCCUUUUUUUCUUGGCAAACUCAUUUCAUGCCUUGGCUAUGGGCGUGACAAAACUAUCCUGAAGUGACACUUGAAGUGUCGGUGGCUGGGAGAGAGAAUGGCCAGGUUAGCUUUGUUGUAUGAAUGUUGUACAAUCACCUGCUUCCCUUUCCAGUGUCAGAUAUAGUGCCUUUCUAAAUUUGGAAUCCUUAUACUGGGAUCUGAAGCAGGGCGAACUUUGGAGUAUGCUGGAAUGUAAUUAAGUUUAACUACAAUUAAAAAA